AAAUUCCCAUGAUCGAUUUUCUUUUUUUUUUCUUUUCUGUGUUUCCGCAUAUUUUAUCUAUGUAAAAAAAUCAAUUAAUAUUCUUUGCCACUAAUUAAAUAAAAACAAAAUUAAACAAUAAACAAAAGAAUUCAAUAAAAUCUUUUAUCUUCUCAAGAUAAACCAAACAAAACAAAAAAAAACAAUGUUCAACAAACGAACAAUAACAUCGGCAAAAAGUCGCACUAGCAACUUCAGCCAACCCUCUCCAUCGUCAUCGAAAAUGUCAGGCAAAGUGAUACCCAACAAUGUCAUUGCUCCCGAAUCCCCCGAAACCGAAGGAACAAUAAACAUUCCUCACAUUAAAAUCAAAGACAAUAGUCGUUUGCUUCCCAAAUACACAGCUGCUUUAGAACGCAGCAAAGAUGACCAAUUACCCGCUGAAGAUUUGGACAGUGUCCAACGGGAAUUAGAAUCACUUCUAACAAAUGUCGCUCUUCGUUAUCGAGUACUCAAGGCAGAAUGUGAUGCCAUUGACAGAGAUGAAAAACGUUUCGAUCGACGUCAAAAAGCCCAAGUUGAUAAACCGCCGCAUUCGCCGGGCAAGCGAAAGCGCGCCGAAGAAAGUCGAAAACCAAAGAUACCCCAUUUCAAGUUGACCAAACAAAAACAAAGUUCUGCCCAUAGUCCGGCUCAAUCUCAGAACACUGACGACAGUAUGGAUGCGUUGCCCACUUCACAUUUGCACAAAGAUCAGAAUAAGGUUACUAUGCUUAAAAAUGAUAUACCCAAUAAAUUUUGGUUAUCUGUUGAGCCAUAUUGUAUGCCAAUCACGAAUGAAGAUCUUAGAUUGUUGGAUGAUUUGCUUGAGCAAUAUUCGGGUCCAUUGGUUCCACCAAUUCCCGAGUUGGGAGCUCAUUAUUCCACAACUUGGGCUCUGGAAGAUCUCAAAGAAGAAGAAAACAAUUCAAAUCCGAAUGUAAAUUCAAAGUCUAGAUCGAAAAACAAUUCCAACAAUGAAGUUAUGUCUUUGUUGAGAAAAGGGGAACAAUUAAUGGGUGAAGGAGUCACUGGACCUCUUACCCAGCGUUUGGUAUCGGCUUUUCUCGAAGAGAAUCUUAUUGGCGAUGUCAUGUCGAAUAUCGACAGUAAUAGUAGCUCAGAUAAUACAAAUUCAACCAAUUCGACUCUUUGUUCAUUGUCUCUUUUAAAAAAUGGAAUUGAUUUGGAGAAACGUGUUAAACAGGAACUCAUUGAACAAGGUCUUUUAGAAACAGAAGAAUUUGUUAAACCAGAUGAAGAUGAAGUUUACUCAGAAAUCAAACGAGUAACAGCUGAAUUGUCAUCGAUUGCUGAAUAUAAUUCGACUGAAUUGAGGAGAUUACAAGAAGCUGCCAAAUGUGAAAUAAAACGUUUGGAAAUCAAAAGGAAGUUGGAUGUUGUUGAUCAUGAAAUAUUGGAGGCUUACAAGCGCACAGUGCAGGCGAAACAGAAGAGAAGAGUACUUACGAAUGAAGAGCAAGAGGAAAUCUUUCGGUUGACAUCGGAGCAGAAGAGAUUGUCAGAUCAGUUGGAGAAGGCACCGAAUCCGGUGCUUAGUUUUAAUGAUUAGGUUUUAAGGAGUUCACACGUUGUUUUGGGUGUGGAUUUAUAUUAUUUUUAGUUUUUAAAGAA
Episyrphus balteatus (marmalade hoverfly) is the source of this 1653-nucleotide messenger RNA. It is a transcript of the gene Ada3, whose product is annotated as transcriptional adapter 3-B. Gene Ontology annotation, molecular function: transcription coactivator activity. The record is from RefSeq and is a predicted model, not a curated record. The coding region runs from base 185 to 1591 and encodes 468 amino acids. Gene Ontology annotation, biological process: regulation of transcription by RNA polymerase II. Gene Ontology annotation, cellular component: SAGA complex. The transcript has a single exon. NCBI's taxonomy places the organism in Eukaryota, Metazoa, Arthropoda, Insecta, Diptera, Syrphidae.